AUGAAGAAGAUAAAGGGCCAGGAGAUCAACUGGGAUGAAGACAUGCUGGAGCGCAUUUCUGCUGUCAAGAAGAUUCAAAAGAAGAUCGCUUGCCAGACUGGUUUCGGCCACGAGGUUGGCAACAGCGAAGCUAAGCUGGCUGACGCUGUGCACCUCUCGGAACAGAACAUUGGCGUGACUAUUGACGCGGCUGUGAUCGAGGAGGAUGUGGUAAACUUGAACUUGAAGAAGAUGAAGACGGACAAGGCGUGCGUGCUUAACAUCAUCCACUUCAUGGACCAGGAAGAGGCCAAAGCAAUUCGCAGUACAGGUGCCUGGUCGCCACAGCACUCGUGGCUGUUUCGCGAACGGCGACGAGCAGCCGACACCAAAAGCCCACACUCCUUUGUCAAAGCCAGCCCGCACCACGUCGCCGAAGUCGGCACGCACCGCGUCGCCGAAGAUGGCCCGCACGAUAUCGCCGGCCCCGUCAAAGCAUGUAUCACCGUCCAAGUUUUCACCAACACCACGCCUUUCUCGGCACCGGCAUCUAAGCCGCGUCCUGCUCAGGCGACGCUUCGGUCAGAGGAGUUCUAG
Molecule: messenger RNA, 576 nt
Organism: Peronospora farinosa
Lineage: Eukaryota; Oomycota; Peronosporomycetes; Peronosporales; Peronosporaceae
Source: the annotation of a GenBank genome assembly